ACAUCAAUAAUUUGUAGUUCAUAUAUUAUAUGAGGUGUAGACACCAAGUGAAUAAAUUCGUAUAGCAAGUGGAAGUACGUGGAAUAUAUUCACAGCAUUCCCAGCAUUCAGGAAAAAGGGUAGCUCAUGAAAGAAAAUAAUGGCAGACAGAUACGCUUCAGAUUUGGCUCUUGUCGUCGUUGCGCAAAUAACGCAAACUAUUGGUUACAGCUGCACUCUUAGUGCACCCUUGGAAUUGUUGCAGGACAUAUUGCAGAAGUUUGUACAGGAGUUCGCGAGAGACAUGCAUGGACAAAUGGAGCACGCAAAUCGGAUCGAGCCUAACCUUAAUGAUGCGCGACUCAGUAUAAAAAAUCUCAGCAUAAACGUUCAAGAACUAUUGGACUACAUAGCUAAUGUCGAACCUGUUGGAUUUAUCCGGGAUGUACCGCAGUUUCCCAUCGGAAAAUCUGUAAACAUGAACUUCCUUAAACCUGGAAGCGCAGAAACUCUAACACGACCUGUGUACAUAUUUGAGUAUUUGCCACCAAUGCAGGACCCUGAACUGCGAGAAAUUCCAAACGAAGUUCAAAAAGAAUUUUCGGAAAAGCAAGAGUUUUGCUCAAAAGCAGAGUUUAAUUCAAAAAGUGCGGCCGAUAAGUUUGGCGCCGGACACAUUGAUUCUAUCUCUCCUAGUGCGGUGAUGACUUUACAGUCGAAUGCCUUUGACUUGGAUGUUGGUCGCUCAGUCCGCGAAAUGAGCAGCGUGGUAAUGACAACAGGGGGAUUCCUAAGUCCAGCUAUUGAAGGCAAGCUACCCGAAGAUUUCAUACCGGAUAUAGUUGAAAAAUUUUUAGGUUUGGAUGCACCCCUUCCAUCGUCGAUAAUUGUAAAUCCGGUAGAAAAUUCUCCAAGUCUGGCUAUUUCUGAAAGAGAAACAUCAGUAAAUCCACGAAAAAUAAUUCCGAACCAAUUCGCAGAAACUAAAAUCUUAACACAAAAUGCUGCAUUAUUGACAAGUGCGCAUUUAGAGUCUUCAAUAAUAAAUGCGUCUAACAACCAUACGAUGUCAACAAUAUUGACUGCUACAACACCUAAGAAGAAUAAAAACAAGAAGCAUAAUUUAGGAUUAGAGACCGGCAAAAGCGAAAAUAUAAUUAACCCCUUUGAAAAAUCUCUGGAGAAGUCCCAGCGAAAGGCGUUAAAAAUGUAUCAAGAAACCUCAAAGAUUCAAAGUAGUCAAAUGCAAAACGUAAAAAAAUCUAAAAAACGAUUAAAUCGAGGAUCAUCCGAUCCAAAUAAAAAACAUUUCGAAAAAUUAAAAAAGCAGUCCAAGCAUAAACAAAAAAAUGUUCAACUGGACAUUGACGAGAAACCAUUUUUGCAGAAUUCUCAAAUUACAAACGGUUUUGCCAUAGAAGGUAACUCAAAUACCGAAAAUGAUUUACAAGCUGAUAUCCUUAGACAGCCGACUUCAGCAAUAAACCAGAUUGAGAAUAAACUUCAAAGUUCAAAUAACCCAGUGCAGCCAUGUGUAAUUCAAAACUCGCAAGUGCUAUUGCCAGCAAAAAAAACCCCAUCAGAACCAGAACGAAGUAAAUUGGACGUUUUUAAGAAAUUUUCUAAGCCACGAACUCCACGCCAAGAUAGUGGAGGUACUUCAGUACCUCUUGGAAUAGGAGUAUGUGUAUUUGGAAGCACAAUGACCACUCCGCCAUUAAUUAGUCUUCCAUCGGGGACUACUAUAACGCCUACACCUUUACUUGGUAUAAAUUCUGAAGACAUAAACAUUUCGAGCAUGAAAUUCAACCCUUGCGGUAUAUUCGAUCAAACUCUACCUUUAACUAAGGCAGACGUUGAAAUGUCAAUUAUUGAUUCGGCAAAGCCAAAAAAGCGAGGUCGCAAACCUGGCGGAAAAAAUGUAAUAAAACAUACAAAUUUUGUAUCGCAAUCUUUGGUUGAUUCAGUUGAACGGAGAAAGUCAAGUCAGGCUAUUACACUGCCUCUAGCAUCAUCUCCCAUGUUAAUUACCCAAAGUUCUUUAAACGUAUCUCCCCCAACAGAACCUCUCAACUUGUGUAAUACUGAACAGCCCUCCAGUGAUUUUUUGGAAAAAUUGUAUACAAAAGAUAAAAAGGAAAAAAAGAAGUACAAAUCAAAACAUGGCACAUGCCUACCAGAAAAUGAAAUGGAAUACAACAAGGGCCGUUCCCCUGAAAAAACAUCAGCACUGCAUGAUUCUAUUCGUGCCACCAAACAAAAUACUGAUGCGCAAUGUCCCGAUAAAUUUUCGAUUGUUUCUAGCGCAUCAACUUACCCUGGAAAUCAAACUGGAAUGGUCCCGUUGCUUCCACUAUUGCAAUUUCCACCACGACCUGGUCUUAUUCCUACUGGGCCUGGGCUUUUUCCUGCAGUCUCUGGUUUGGUCGGCUUUGGGAAUCACGGUAACACAGUCCCUAUUUCACCGUUCAUAGAGUAUCCUGGACCAGAAGGAUCAGCCGCGGAUACUGCUCGAUGUCCACCAAUUAAGGAUUCUACUGUUGCUGAUACUGCUCAAUAUCUGAGCCGAUCUUCCACGCAAACUGACUUGCAAAUGGAUCGAAACUACUGUAACGUUGCUCCAUUAGUACCCGACUCAAUGAAAUUUACUGAGUGUAAAAGCGUAUCUUGUGCCAGCACUAGCUUAGAAAAACCAUCUGCACAGGCUACAAGCAAAAUGAACACGAAACCACUUAAACAGGCUUCUGGAGAUCCUGAUGAUCCGAUAGAGGUUUCCGAUGAUUCCGAUGAAUCAUUGCACAACAGGCAGAUGGUUCAAAGAAAACCUCCAAUAUCAUGUCCAACUUAUACCAGCUUCGCAGAAUCACAGACCUCCUCUAUCAUUUCAGCUACAUUUAUUGGUGAAGAAAAGUCCAACAUGGAACUAAGGAAUAUAAACUCUAACGAAUCAAUUAAAAAAUUUAAGAAGCCUGUUAAACUGAGCUUUCCCGAUGUAAAAAGCGUAACCCACACGCCAUCACCACCUUCAUUUUCGCAAUUUAACUUGCCAAAUUUUAUGGGUGGUGACAAGUUCAGUUUAGCUGGGGGUGCAGAUCUUAUUCCUUUGUCGAGAACGAGUAGUUCGGCAAAUUCCUCCAAAAUAGCGCCAUUCAGUAGCUUAGGUGAAAGCAAUACUUUACCGAAUCAAAUGAAAAUUUCAGAAGAGCACCAUAUUUUGUCUACAUUUUCUAACUAUGACGACAUUACAAUAACACCAACUGGAUUGACGGCGUUGGAACCAAAAAUGCGCAAACAUCAUAAAAAGCUAAAAAAGGUGAAAGAAGGGAAAAUAAAAAAAAAAAAAGAGAAGAAAGACAAAUCAAAGAGAAAGGAUCGUUUUGGUUUACCUUCUUUUAAAUCCGACCGAAAAAUAAAGGCCAAUGAUAAAAGGCAAAAAAAAGAAAAGAAAAAGGAUAAAGAUAAGCAGAUUUUAGUCCAUAUACCAGAUGACAAAAAAGAAUUUACCAAGGUGCCUUUGACUAAUAUCGUUGAACCUGUAUUGAAAUCAAGUUCCAUGACAAUAAAUCCACCGUUAGGUGGUACAAGUGGAAUGUCUCCAAAGUUACCGCAGUCUCCAAAUCAAAUACCCAAACUUACACUGAAACUUAGUGGAAAACCUACAUUAUUUUCGUCUUCAGAAAAUGAGAUGACAGAUGCAGGGAAACUAAAGCAAACAACUAUUUUUCCUUUAGGAAAGAAGGACCGUGAACGGGAUACUUCUCCGGAGCUUGCUCGUUUUUCCCCAUUGGUCACCGGGCCGCCAAAAAACAAACAAUCUGAUACACUGCUUUUAGGAAACUGCUCUUCGACAGCCUUACCAGUACCUUCCACAACAGCGCUGCGUAACGCUCAACUUCCUAUUAAUCAAAGCUCAUCCAAUUCUGCCGGUUGGUUAUCAAACCCUAGUAACUGCAAUGCUGCCUCUUCCACGCUUUCGGCUAGUUCUGUUUUAUUACCACAACAAUUGAUGUUGGCGCCUAAUACGAUCAUGAAUAACUUUGUUCAAGUGAUAGGCAACAGUACAGGAACAGUGUCAAAAAGUGCAUUAUGUGGUUCUCCGUUAAAUAUAUCUGAAGAAAAUGCAAAUGCAAUGCAAAUUACGGAACCAAGUCGUCCAUCGUCAUAUGUUGACGCCGAGGGUAACCGUAUAUGGAUUUGCCCCGCUUGUGGAAAGGUUGACGAUGGAUCUGCAAUGAUUGGAUGUGACGGAUGCGACGCAUGGUAUCAUUGGAUUUGUGUUGGAAUAACCUUUGCACCGAAGGACAACGACGAUUGGUUCUGUCGCGUUUGUGCAACAAAAAAAACAAUUCAUGGGUCUGAAAAAAAAAAGAGACGAAACAAAAAAAAGUGACUUCCAAUAAAUAAUUAGAAUCAUCUUGGUUUACAGUUUUAUUAUACAUUGAUUUUUAUAUGCAUACCUUGACAACCAAUAUGUUUCUACAUGUACGAGGUUACAACCCUAAUAAAAUCUGAAACAUCAAA
Molecule: messenger RNA, 4500 nt
Organism: Drosophila santomea
Lineage: Eukaryota; Metazoa; Arthropoda; Insecta; Diptera; Drosophilidae
Gene: Taf3
Product: transcription initiation factor TFIID subunit 3
Exons: 8
Coding region: 140-4369 (1409 amino acids)
Cellular component (GO): transcription factor TFIID complex
Molecular function (GO): protein heterodimerization activity
Source: RefSeq, a predicted model, not a curated record